Messenger RNA from Vicia faba (fava bean), 1308 nucleotides. NCBI's taxonomy places the organism in Eukaryota, Viridiplantae, Streptophyta, Magnoliopsida, Fabales, Fabaceae. The record is from the annotation of a GenBank genome assembly.
AUGUAUAUAAUCGCUGGCCUUCUCUUCCUUCAAUCGAGAUCGAACUUCAACUUCAACCAUACCGUUUCUUCAAUCGAAUCGGUUGAAUCGGGUGACAAUUAUCCCGAAUUGAUUUUGCUAGAUACUGACUGCAUGGGAAUAAUGCAGCGCAGUGUACAUAAAAGAUCAAAUGAUAGUACCCGGAUUAUCAUCACAGCAAUUAUGGGAAUUUCCUUUGGAAUUUUUAUUGGUAUUUCAAUUUCAUCUGUCCAUUUGAAUAAGAUUAGCUUACUUUCAGGUGUAAAGAGUUCUUUUGAUGUACCUAGGACUGAAAUAGGCAGAGCUCAUGCUGUUUUUGACGAAUUUUCUGGAACCAAACAUAUUGAAGCCCUAAGGUCUGCUACUUUACCAAAGAUUAAUGUUUCAUCAAAUCCUCGUGGAGCUGAAUUACUCCCCCCUGGAAUUGUUGUAUCAGAAUCGGAUCUUUAUUUGCGCCGGCUAUGGGGUGAUCCUAGUGAAGACCUAAAGAAAAAGCCAAAGUAUUUACUUACAUUCACCGUUGGUUAUAAUCAGAGGCAUAAUAUUGAUGCUGCACUGAAAAAGUUUUCUGAUGAUUUUGCAAUUUUGCUCUUUCAUUAUGAUGGUCGAACUAGUGAAUGGGAUCAAUUUGAGUGGUCAAAGAAUGCAAUCCAUGUUAGUGUAAAGAAACAAACAAAAUGGUGGUAUGCUAAAAGGUUUCUGCACCCGGACAUAGUAUCAGCUUUUGAAUAUAUUUUAAUCUGGGAUGAAGAUCUUGGAGUGGAACACUUCGACGGGGACAAGUAUAUGAAUUUAGUAAAAAAACACGGUUUAGAGAUCUCUCAACCUGGUAUUGAGCCCAACAACGGAUUGACAUGGGAGAUGACAAAGAGGAGGGGUGACAGAGAAGUUCACACGGUUACUCAAGAGAGACCAGGAUGGUGUAGUGAUCCACAUCUUCCUCCUUGUGCUGCAUUUGUGGAAAUUAUGGCCCCUGCUUUUUCUCGGGAAGCAUGGCGAUGUGUGUGGCAUAUGAUUCAGAAUGAUCUAGUGCAUGGAUGGGGAUUGGACUUUGCCCUCAGAAGAUGUGUGGAGCCGCCAGCGCAUGAAAAAAUUGGUGUAAUUGAUUCUCAAUGGAUUAUUCAUCAAGUAAUUCCUUCUCUCGGGAACCAGGGACAAUCCGAAAACGGAGAAGAUCCACGCGCAGCGGUCAGAGCCAGAUGCAGAAACGAAUGGGGCCAGUUUCAAGCCCGGCUAAGCAAUGCUGACAAAGAGCAUCUCAAAGAACUUAAACGGAAUGGGAAGGUUUGA